AUGGAUCCAGCUUUCCUGGCGAGGGCCAUAGCCACGAUUCAAUCCAGUCGCCCACCUACACCUCCACCUCUUACACUGGACGACACUACCCGUGAAUUAUAUGAACGAGCCGUCGCUGAUCCAUCGUCAUUGAGCGAAGAGGAACGGAGGGGGAUUUUGCAAAAACCACACCGAGAAGAGGAGGACUCUCUUUGUCAUGAUAUCUGCGGAUUUACCAUGCCUGAGCUUGUGGCCAAGGCUGUUCAGUAUCCCAACUCGCUGUCUUACCUCGAAACAGAUCUAAUAGUCCGUGGCGUGUCAAAAGACAGAAAUAAGAAGAGAUUAGACGAGGCAAUGCGGCUGAUUCCCACUGACAAGGACUUGUGGCACAAAGCUUCAAAUGCUGCCACAACAGAGGACGAACAUGUUGCCAAAAAGGCCGCCUGGGCAAAGCGAAACGAACAGCACAACGCUCGCAAUGCUGCCAGUGAGAUUUUUGAUUCGUCGGAUUCAAUUAUCGUCAAGAACGUCCUGACAGGUGUGCCAUGGCAAGAUCACAUCAUGAGCUCGAGUGCUUCUACCAAGACAUUGGCACCCUGCGGCUUUGUGGUAUUCUACCCAAAAGAGCAAGCCAUUAAUUGGUCUACUUUCAAAGAGAAAAUGGAAAAGUCCGUAUCACUUGGCUUCCAUCGCUAUUUGUCACUGGUCAAGGAGCCCAUCAUGAGAGGGUUUAAGUUACACGAUGUACCACACAAUAGCUCUGAAUCACUAGUGAGUCACUUUGUUGCUAUGCGAGGUGCAAGAAAUAUUCCAGCAGGUUUGCGACAGGAUGUGUUUCUCUAUCUUGAUGACGAGGCGUUCCAGUCUCUAAAAUUGGACAAACCAUUUAUCUGGUUAUGGGAGCCACAGGAACAGUCGGUACUGCAGGAACAAUUGGGCACAGUCAAGGUAGAUAUAAAGCACAUAGCGCCACUGCUGUUGAUGCGAUUAACACAGCGAGACAUGUCGCUCGAGGGGCGCCAAUUGCUGAUGUGGCGCCGUGAACCAGAUCUUGAAGGGUUUCACGCAGCCGCGGCGAGUUCAACAAAUGAGAGUCUGGAGCAUGUUGGAAUCUGGCCUCCUCGCACGAUUCCCAUGUGA
Molecule: messenger RNA, 1119 nt
Organism: Fusarium graminearum PH-1
Lineage: Eukaryota; Fungi; Ascomycota; Sordariomycetes; Hypocreales; Nectriaceae
Exons: 1
Coding region: 1-1119 (372 amino acids)
Source: RefSeq, a predicted model, not a curated record